This is a messenger RNA of Aspergillus udagawae, 849 nucleotides long. RefSeq lists its product as uncharacterized. The transcript has a single exon. The coding region runs from base 1 to 849 and encodes 282 amino acids. Lineage: Eukaryota; Fungi; Ascomycota; Eurotiomycetes; Eurotiales; Aspergillaceae. The record is from RefSeq and is a predicted model, not a curated record.
AUGUUGUCGUCAUCCGAAUUGGCCCUUACAAGUCUUUAUCCUCCCACAGACUUCACUAGUUUUCAAGCGUUGAAAGACGCGGUAACAGCAAAAGCUACAAGUUUAAGACGAGGGGAGCAUCACCAAUAUCAAUACAUCUCACUAAAACAUGUGGCGAGGAGAGAUUUUGAACGCAUCGAAGCAAACCGCCAGGAACUCGGGAGUGUCGUCCGCCUGACGUAUUUCCCUGAUAUUCAAAACCUGAUCAUUAAAGUCCCGACUCGCGAGCACGAAAUUGCUCACACAAACAUCGGCCAGUUCAUCACCAGAAAAGUUGAUCGCAUGAAUAUUCCAUUUGUUGAGUUCGUGGCUCUAGGGGCUACAAAAUACACUGGACCUACGAGUUCCAGUAAGGAAUGCGAUUCCUCGUGGACCAAUACGUUACUCAGACCCAGAGGGUGGCCAUAUAUGGUCAUCGAAGCUGGUGUAUCUGAGUCGAUGCCCAGGUUGUGGGCGGACGCAGCCUGGUGGUUCGUGAACUCGAAUGGUGCUGUCAGGCUUGUUCUGCUCAUCAAGAUCGACGUGCAGCGAAAGAUGAUCACUAUGGAAAAAUACGAUCGGACCCGCGGCCCGACGACUCGAUCGAACCCCCAAGGAGGCCCGUGGAGACCCCGAAAACUUACAACAGUUACCAUCAAUCAACAAGUCAACCCAGCAAAUAUACAAGUUGACGGAAGGAAUGCCACAUCUCGUCCUCUCACACUAGAGUUCGAGCUCGUGUUUGGCCGCCCCCCUAACCCUCCACUUGAAAGCGACAUCACGUUCACAAACACCGAGCUCCUAGAAUGGUCUCGGGUAGUCUUCCUUUAG